UCUGUCUUUUUGGUUCUCAUUGGCUUUGUAAACAGCUUUUCAUAAACAAAUUUACUCCUUCAAGCUUAUCAGUUCUUAGGCCUACAUUUGUCAAACUUGUUCUUGUCAACCGUACGAUUGUUUAUUAUUUUUGGUCUUAGUUUUAAUCCAUAAAUCAUCGUUUAUCAACAUGGGCAAAGGUUACACUAAUUUCAUGUGUAAAAAGCCAUUUCAUCCUGGAUCCCGUGACAACAUUAGGAGGGUUUGGAUUGCUGAACAAAAGAAGAAAUUUGAGUUGGAAAAACAAAAGGAACUACAAACCUUGUACGAUAAAGAGCAAGAAGCUCAUAAAAACAGAAAACUUCUGAACAAAGAUGACCCUAAGAUGGAAUUGAGCUUUAUGUACAAUGCCCCACCUGGAAGCAGCAAAAAAGAAGAAGACGGACCAGAAUUUAAAUUUAAAUGGCAAAGGAAUGCACCUCGUGAAAGUUUCUCCAAAGGUAACCAAUCCAUUACUGAUAAACCUUUCGGAAUCUCUGUUCGAAAUGUCAAAUGUAUAAAAUGUCAUCAAUGGGGUCAUGUCAACACUGACAAAGAAUGUCCAGCAGCAGCUGAUAAAUACAACAUAUUCCGCAAAUGAAAUUAAUCAUACAAAAAAUUUUGCAAUCAAAAAUGACCUCAAAUCUUCAAUUUAAAUUAAAGAAAUUUGUGUUCUCAAUUAUCGUUUCAUAA
Tetranychus urticae (two-spotted spider mite) is the source of this 711-nucleotide messenger RNA. RefSeq names its product corepressor of RBPJ and splicing regulator. The record is from RefSeq and is a predicted model, not a curated record. Gene Ontology annotation, molecular function: transcription corepressor activity. Gene Ontology annotation, cellular component: nucleus. Gene Ontology annotation, biological process: negative regulation of DNA-templated transcription. NCBI's taxonomy places the organism in Eukaryota, Metazoa, Arthropoda, Arachnida, Trombidiformes, Tetranychidae.